This is a messenger RNA of Phoenix dactylifera (date palm), 1479 nucleotides long. RefSeq names its product derlin-2.2. Lineage: Eukaryota; Viridiplantae; Streptophyta; Magnoliopsida; Arecales; Arecaceae. The record is from RefSeq and is a predicted model, not a curated record.
AGUUCCGGCGCGACAAAUGGCGGUGCGAACCGCUCUUCCCCAAAACCAGAUCGUCGUUUCAAAGCCCUCCUAAUAUAAUCUACCGAAAAACACCCUCCGAGUGCAAUUUAGCCUUUCUUACCCCCACCCGCCUCUCUCUCGCUCUCUCUACUUUCCCUUUCUUUUCCUCUAAAGCCCAGCUCCAUUAGUUUUCUUGGUAGGAUAUUAGGGUUAGGGUUCUUCUUCUACUUCUCUUUCUAGAAAUCUCUGGUUGCGAACAAGAAAGGAAGCCUCGCUGGUCGGAGAUCUCGUGAAUGGCGCAGGCCGUGGAGGAGUGGUAUAAGCAGAUGCCGAUCAUUACGCGGUCUUAUCUCACCGCUGCCGUCGUGAUCACUGUCGGUUGCUCUCUCGAGAUCAUUUCUCCACAUCAUUUGUAUCUGCACCCAGAGCGUGUAGUUCGGCACUAUGAGGUCUGGCGCCUAGUGACAAACUUCUUGUAUUUCCGGAAAUUGGACUUGGAUUUCCUAUUCCACAUGUUUUUCCUUGCUCGAUACUGCAAGCUACUUGAGGAAAACUCGUUCAGGGGACGGACUGCUGAUUUCUUUUACAUGCUCUUAUUUGGUGCGACAGUUUUAACUGGGAUUGUUCUCAUUGGUGGAAUGAUACCUUAUCUAUCAGAGAGUUUUGCAAGAAUAUUGUUCCUCAGCAAUUCGUUGACCUUCAUGAUGGUCUAUGUCUGGAGCAAGCAUAAUCCUUUUAUCCACAUGAGUUUCUUGGGCCUUUUUACUUUCACAGCAGCUUAUCUGCCAUGGGUUCUUCUGGGGUUUUCUAUUCUUGUUGGGAGCAGCACAUGGGUGGAUCUUCUGGGUAUGAUAGCAGGUCAUGCUUAUUAUUUCCUCGAAGAUGUCUAUCCAAGGAUCUCAGGCCGUCGCCCUCUGAAGACCCCUUCAUUCAUAAAAGCACUUUUUGCAGAUGAGACUGUUGUUGUGGCCCAACCAGCUAAUGCAUGGUUUGCCCCUCCAGCACAAGAUUUUCAUCAAGAUUGAUUGUGAGGACCAAGCUGAUACCUAUGAGGUUUUACUGCGAUGCUGUUCCCACCAUAAACGAGGGAUCUAUCACUAAUGUGAGACAUAUCAUCCCUUUACUUUGACAGAUAGUAUAUAUUGAAGAGGCAUGUUAUGUAACUCUGCUAUGUUUGCACAGAAAUGAAAUUGUGAAAUUCAACUCUUGGCAGCUCUGUCAGUAAAUGAUUCACUUGGUAUCUCUUGUAAUUGCUAUAGUUGGUUUUAAUGGCCUCGUGCACCGUUGGAAGUCCAUGGCCAUUGCAUUGUUUCCUUGUGAAAUCAAAACAUACUCAUGUUGUUAGCUAUGGCAUGACUGAUGAGUACCCAGCGGUGAAGCAGAAUUUUAGAUACAAGUGCUUUAAUAUUCUCAAAUGUUGUACAUGUAGUAUAGUGUCAUGACUAUUCUCCAAUUUAUACUAUUCGCACGUGUUCUAAA